Molecule: messenger RNA, 198 nt
Organism: Chironomus riparius
Lineage: Eukaryota; Metazoa; Arthropoda; Insecta; Diptera; Chironomidae
Source: the annotation of a GenBank genome assembly
AUGGAGGAUCAUAAUUUCAAAAUGGAGGUGAUGACGAUUUUUAUGUGGAUAAAUGGAAAUUUAAUUUUGGCAUGUUGGAAUAGUGCAGAACCUAGGAGGGUUUAUUGGAGAGGAUACACUAAUGUGAAAGCAUCUGAAUUUCAAAACUCUAAUGUAAAGACACCUGAACAUUGGUACUCUAGUGUGAAGGCACCUUAA